Ochlerotatus camptorhynchus is the source of this 4513-nucleotide messenger RNA. RefSeq lists its product as uncharacterized. NCBI's taxonomy places the organism in Eukaryota, Metazoa, Arthropoda, Insecta, Diptera, Culicidae. The record is from RefSeq and is a predicted model, not a curated record. The coding region runs from base 439 to 1047 and encodes 202 amino acids. The transcript has 2 exons.
ACCUACCUUGAAAACAACCCCCAUCCACACCGGGCCCCAACAUCUUUGACCAACAGUCAGCCGUCCAUGCCUAAUUGAAAAAUUCCGCGAUCACAGUUCGAAAUUUACGACCGCGCUCCAAUGACAAUCAACAUUUCGCCGCUUUUCGAUUUAUCCAAAGUGCAUUUUCCACGCCGCACCGAACUGCGCUUCUACGGAGCGCUACUUAAGCAUCGCCAACCGGAUCCACCCGUGUCAGUGCGGCAGCAAGUGUGUUCUUGGCCAGCGUUCAAUUUUUGCCCAAUCGCAAUUUUUCUCACCUCCAAAUUGAAUCCAGCUCAGUGAACGUGUCUGCGAGUGUGUGCAUAGUGUGUGAAUAAUACGCUCAACUACAGCAACUGUCGUGAAAAUUCCGUCUCCAAAGCUCCAGUCAACCGACAAAUCCACCUGGACCGGAAAAUGUCACUUUGGACGUCGUCACUGCCGUCGUUGUUCAUGGUGCUGGUGCUGACGAUCGUCGUGAUGCAGUCGGGAUGCAACGCUGCCACUGCUGCCGUUCAACGCGCAUCCCCGUCCCCGAGCCUGAGAUGUACCUCCACCAAAGAGCUGAAAGACAUCGUUGACACCAUCACCAGUGGACUCCACCGUCUAGAGGAAUCGAUACGCAACCUCACCAAGCCCUUAUCAGUGCUGCAAGGCCAGUAUCGAUCAUACUCGGCGCGCACGGCCCGUCAUGGUUGGCAAUCAGUUCAGCAACAAUGCGUCACCACCGAGUUCCUUCGUCGGGAUGCUCAAAAGCUACGAUCCCAGAUCCGUGGUUUCGACCAAGUCGUGAGAAAUCAGUUCAAACCGAAACUUGUCAUGCUUCAGAGUCCAUUGUUGCGUCUAUUGGCCCGAGAUGCCCCCACCCAGACCCAACUUGCUCAAAGUGCCAAAAUCUACAAACGGAUCCUGGAGUUGCUGCAGAAUAUGAUCGAAUGCCCGGUGAACAUACUGCAGUUUCUGGGAGAGGAUUCCACCGAAGGUGAAGACGAUGACACGCCAUCCGAACCUGUGUACUACCGAUAAUAGUUGACAUUUCCACGCUCAUGAAUUUCGGCUCAAGAAUCAACACUUGCUCAACUUGACCUCGACUUUCCAGCAGACAAAAAUCAAUAAACCGAGUCAUAUUCCCAACGUUCUGUGUGUGUUGUGUUUGUACAUGACUGCCAUAUUGCCUCUUCUGCUGCUGCCGUAGCCGUAUGGCCAAAACCUUGUUAUAAAUAAUUCAAUUUGUACUGUUUUCAGGAUCCUUCCAAGGAGGGCGAGAACAAGCGAAAAGCAACCACACCGACCCAGUCCGACAGCCAGUUUCGCCUUGCAUUUCGGAUGCUUAUCCCUCGUCAGCGGCAGGAUCUUUGAGUGGAAUUUGCAAAUUUCACCACUCCCAGCAAUAAAGAGGUUUCCCGUUGCUUCGCCACACGGGUUCACACUUUAAGAAUCGGAGUGUGUGACACUUUGCAAACCGAUUGAAGACUCAUAGCCGUUUAAACUCUGGUUCCGUUCGGUCGUUCGUGCUGAAUAAUUCAACAGGCUGUCGAUCAGACUGUCGUACAUUGUGGGGGGGGAAAAGAAAACGGAAAAUAUCGGUUUUUGUUACGAGCUUCGGUCGGUGUCCUGCACGCGUGACAUGGGUGUUGUCUGUGUUUAAAAAUUUAGAGCAAAUUUUGGCUAAAUUCUAAAUUCAAUUUUCGGCAAGCCGAACUGAAAAUGGUGGAAAGCUCGAUAAAUAUCUUAGCAAGAGUCGUAAAAAUGGACUCGAAAAAAAGUCCCAAACCAAAUCUGACAUUUAGUGGGUUCGGUAGUCUCAACGAUCAAAUGGUCGUGGGUUUAUUCUGAGAGCUUUCCAAGAAACUUUUAUGCGAUUUUCAAGUCAAGGGUUCCAAAGGCCUUCCUCUUUCCUUUCAAUAGAAACUGUUUGGUUACGGUGGCAAUUAAAACAAGUGCUUCACUUGUAAAUUUGAUAAGCGCUAGAUGAACUCUUGCCGCAAGAGGAAAAUCCUCUAUCAGGAUUCCUGAUGAGACAUUGUGUAGAAGCCAAAUAUGGAUCCCGAAGAAUCCCUACCAGGAUUAACUGGUUAAGACUAGGGUUCUGAUGCAUGGUCAAUAUCGGUGUCGUUGCACAAAGGGGUGCACCUUUGGAGGGUGCUCUCACUCUGCGAAGCGUAUAAUUAGCGGAACCUAUAAUUAAGAAUAUAUUUUAUUCAUACGCUCCAUGUUUGGCUCGUUGACUAAAUGGAUGUGAAAUAUUGUUGAACAUUAUUAAACAUCAAUUUCAAUUUCCGUUUAUAUUCCUGCUAGUCAAUUCCAAUGCAUCUAUUCGACUGGAAUGUAUGAAGAUUUGAUUUGAUUUGUUAUUGCAUAGCACUCACGCUUCCCAUGCCACCCAUGCCACCGCUUUGAUCUGAUUAUCGUCACACAGAGUUGUCAUUUAUGGGGGCUUGUCUUCCGCUCCAUCAACCUUGCAAAACGAUUUCGAUUCAUCGAACAAAUGAAUAAAUUCCAAAGAACGCCUGGAUUGCAUGCAUCGACUUUGUCUGCCUGCCAGCUCAUUCACAAUACCAAUACCGAUUCCUGCACCAGCUCGGUAUUGUCGUUGCGUUUGAAACCGAUUUCUCCCAGAUGAAAGCGACCCGAUUAAUUUCCAUACAUAGGAGCAAAAUUGUAUUGAAUUUCUUUCUUCUUUCCAGCAGAACCCGACGUCGACAAAGAUCACACAUUUCUUUUUCUCGGGAUUUAGAGAAACGAUUGAAAAUAGAAUUGACCGUUGAGCUGGAAGCGAGAUUCCAGCUCACAUUCAUCGUUUCAAUAAAUUUGCCCAAAGUGCUUCGGGGGCACGGGUUUCUUCCUUGAAUUGGUGUGCAGAACACAUUUUCCUCCUUGGCGGUUCCGUUUGAUUGUAUUGACAAUCCUGAAAACGGAUUUUCUUGCGGUUUCGUACGAACUGAAACCCCCAAUUCGGUUCGACUGCCAGAGCUGAAAGUCAAUUUGGGAUGGGAGUAUUCAGUGGACCCCUCCGGGUAAUGAUUAAAAUUUAGCAAAACGGUCCAAUCUGUGCAGAUCCGCGGAAACCUUUUUUUCCCCAGUAUUGGAAAAUCCGAUCCAUCAUGGCUCAAUUAGUGCGCUUCGAUUCCGCUGAAAAGUGCCGACACUAGGGAAUGGGGGCGAUGACGAUGGUGUUAGCUACCUAUUUACAAUCGCUUCCGACCUUCCAUCGUCCCGAAUGUAGAUCUGCGUGAAGCUCCAAUCGCAAUUCCGAUGGCACAGUACACAAGUUUCCCGGGGCAACCGGGAACCCCCCGCAUAAGCUUCUUAAUAAAUAUUGGACCUUUACGGAAUAAUGGGCUGGCGCUCUAUCUCUUCGUAUCUUGCCGGAGGAAAAUGAAAAAUAGUACCCGCCACCCGUAGGCGAGUAUCGAUUCGGAAAAGAAGGAAAUUAUUAUCGAUUACCCUCUGGUUGGGUGGCAGGCAGCAAUUGCAUUCUUGUAUACACAUUCACUUGUGUGGGAAUGGAGAGAUGAAAAUUGACGAGGAAUCCCGUUCAUUGUUACUGAGGGCCAUUCUUCUCCACACAGCCUCUUGUGAAGAAGAAGAAUGAUUGAUUGUGUACGUUGAUUUAUGCUUUCGAUGGACUCAGUUGGAAUUGUAGUUUGCAAACGGAUGUGGAUCGGAUUCAGUUUUUCGGAAUUUUGGACGGAAUAUUUUUUGACGUAGGCAACAUAUUUGGUGAGCAAUUUCAAACAAACCUAAUUCUACCGCGUUACGAAAAGUGAUCAGGUUUUGACAAAUUACACACAUGACCAACUGUUGCAAUGGUGAUAUAAAUUUUCACCGGUUUCCUGCCAAAAAUCGCUUUCCCUAACACAGAUUUCAAAAUCGAAUUCCAUCCGAUCUCGCCGGACGGUGUUUACUCAAUCACCGUGUGUGGUGGUGUCCGGUCAAUCAUCAUCAGCAGCAGCAGUAGAACAUUGUUCUACAGUACACAGCGAAAGGCUGCCCGCAAGCAGCGAGCUGCAGCCCACAUGAGCGUCCAUUUACUGGAGAAGGAGGAAGAAGCCGCACCGCUACUGAUCGGAUUCAGUUGCUUGUCGUGAGCCGUUGUGGGCCAUCUAUGCCAAGCGCGUCAUCCUCGUUCCAAACAACAUACAGCUCGCCAGCCUCAUCUGUGUAGAACACCCUUAUAGACCAGCAUUACUCAACCAUCACGACAAAGCGGUUCUUUUUAGUUGUUGUUUAAGAGUUGCUGCAAGCUACAAGCUUUGGGGGUAAGCUCUUACAUAAUGUACCCAGCAACCAAAGGUUUGAGGUCAAAUGCGUAACAGUAUUGACGAGGUACAUACAAAUGUAAUCGCAAUGACCGAAUACCACAUGACCUUGUCAAUUAACCAGAAACACUUCGAAUAAAGGUAAUGUUUUCUCCAGGAGCCUAAAAAAAAUCAAAAAAAAUCUCGAAUUUACAUGAUUGAUCGUCAAUAUCUCGCGAAUGGAAAAUUUU